AUGCCGAGUGAUACGAUGGAUGUUGUGGACCAGAGGCAGCGGCAACGGAGAGAUAAAGACGUACAAGAUAGACGUCUACCUCAAAUAGGUGACGAAGUGAUUGAAAUAGCUUCCGAAGAUGAAGGGGACAACACUGGGCCACUAGAUAAUCAAGGCGAGGAAAUAGUAAUUAGUGAUGAGGACUACACCAAUAAUGAUAACGACCAUAAUGACACUGACAAUAACGAAGCUGGUGGUAAUGAAGAAGAGGACGAUGAUGAUAUACAAAUCACACAAAUAAACCAUAUAUCAGAUGAGGCACUGAUACGACGCAGAAGAAACUCUGAUCUGAACCUUCAACGAAGACUAAGGAGAAGGAUUGUUCCCGAUGGCAAUUACGAGGACGGAGACGACAGUGUUCAAUUUGUUAAUGAAACUCUUUCAAAUUUGAAUAGUGAAGAAUUCUUGCAAUCUUUAGAUAAUCAUCGUCUCGACCUAUUAAGACAGCUAAACGCACAAUUGGAUGGCGCCGCUAGGUCCAGUGGUGACACUCGAACAGGUUCAAACUACAUUACUAAUAUUUUUGAAGAAAUCAGAAGGCUAUCACAACAGCGUUUGAAUAACACUUAUGAGCAGAACCAAGGAUCUCCUAGACGCAGAUUGAGAUCGGGUCCAAGAACAGGACCUCCGCUCUAUCAGGGUUUUGAAAAUUUUGAACAGUUGGAAGGGCCUUUUCACUUGUUUGGUAACAUCUUGUCUCAUGAUCACCUGCCUCCGCAUUACAGUGAGAAUGACGUUGAAAGGUCUAUUAUGGCGAGGAUAGAAAGAGACAAUGAUAAUGCAAUAGACUCAAGGUUGGCGAGUGAAAAUAUCUUCAAUAGGAAACUUUUGGUCGAAAAGAGGGAUCUAGUGAAACAUGAACAUCCUGGAUAUUCUAAUGAUAUAAGGAAAGAUUCCGAUUUAUGUUGCGAACUCUGUGGUUCCACUUUGGGCUUGGGUAUACCCGAAGACUUUGUCCCCGAUAGAAGAUAUAAUGAUAAUUUAGAAUUCUAUGCGAAAGAAUAUAGAGUCCAGGCACCCUGGUUCUGUAACCAACUUAUGACGGCUACUGACAAGGCACUUUCUAAACGAGUUUUCGCUGCAAAAUGCGGUCAUGUAUUUUGCGGUAGGUGUGUUAAAAACAUCGGUAAUAGAUCAGGAAGGACGAAAAACCAUGUCAAGACCUUAACCAUUGAUAAUCCUGUUCUAUACGCUCCUAGAAAAUGUCCGGCGAUAGAGUGCGGUAAGCAUUUUACAUCGAAGGGUUUCACAGAGUUGUAUUUUUAG
Priceomyces carsonii is the source of this 1305-nucleotide messenger RNA. It is a transcript of the gene HEX3, whose product is annotated as SUMO-targeted ubiquitin ligase complex subunit. Lineage: Eukaryota; Fungi; Ascomycota; Pichiomycetes; Serinales; Debaryomycetaceae. The transcript has a single exon. Bases 1 to 1305 code for a protein of 434 amino acids. Gene Ontology annotation, molecular function: ubiquitin-protein transferase activity. Gene Ontology annotation, cellular component: SUMO-targeted ubiquitin ligase complex. The record is from RefSeq and is a predicted model, not a curated record.